AUGCUGGCAGCACGCUGCUGGCGGCUCUUAUCUCGCCUGAGGGGACCGCGUGGUUUCAGGGCGGGUCACGUAAGCAGCUCGGGGGCCAGAGGGGCCACACACACCCAGACUUUCCUGUAUGUGCCUGGAAACAACGCCCCACUCCACACCUCUGCCCAGCGGUACAGUGACCAAAGUGUGGGCGGCGCCCCGGCCAGCCACUAUCAGCUCAUAUACACCUGCCGGGUUUGCUCAACAAGGUCUAUGAAGAAAAUCUCAAAGUUGGCGUAUCACAGUGGAGUGGUGAUCGUGAAAUGCCCUGGCUGCAAGAACCACCACAUCAUCGCCGACAACUUGGGCUGGUUCUCCGACCUGGAAGGGAAAAGGAAUAUUGAAGAAAUCUUGGCAGCCAAGGGGGAAAAAGUUCAUCGUGUUGUAGGAGAAGACGCCCUAGAGCUGCUGCUUGAGAGCAGCAGAAGAGAAGAAGUUCCAGAUCAGUCAGAAGACGACAACAAAAUGGCAUCUCCCCCAAGCCCAGAAGAUAAGUCUGUUACGUGA
Staurois parvus is the source of this 537-nucleotide messenger RNA. NCBI's taxonomy places the organism in Eukaryota, Metazoa, Chordata, Amphibia, Anura, Ranidae. The record is from the annotation of a GenBank genome assembly.